AUGUGCAAUGAUGCUACUACCCCCUUAGCGGGUGCGGCUUGCAAUGGAGAGCGUCAUGACGCCAACCUCUACGAGCCGAUCGCCAUCAUCGGCAUGGGCAUGCGGCUUCCCGGCCGCGUCCACAACGCCGCCGACUACUGGGACCUCCUCGUCAACGGCAAGAGUGGCCGUUGCCGUGUGCCCGAGAGCCGGUAUAACGUCGACAACUGGUACGGCCCCGGCAGGGCGAUGCACGUCCCGACCGAGUUCGGGUACUUCCUCGAGGAGCUGAACCUCGCGCACGUCGACGCCAGCUUCUGGUCCUUUACGAAACAGGAGGCCGAGCUCAUGGACCCGCGGCAGCGCCUGUUCCUCGAGGUUGCCUACGAGGCCUUGGAGAGCUCCGGCUCGACGUCGUGGAGGGGCAGCGACGUCGGCGUGUACGUCGGCACCAUGGGCGAGGACUGGUCGCUUCUCGAGUGCCACGACCAGCAGUGUCUCAACCAAGUCCGGCCAGACGUGUACGGCGACUACAUCCUUGCCAACAGGGCAUCGUACGAAUUCGACCUGACAGGCCCGAGCCUCGUCGUACGGACCGCGUGCUCCGCGUCCAUGGUCGCGCUGCAUCAAGCCUGCCGGGACCUGCACAGCGGCGACUGCUCGUCGGCCCUCGUCGGCGGCGCCAACCUCAUCCUCACGCCCAAGGACACGGCCGUCAUGCACCAGAACGGGGUGCUCUCACCCUCGGGGUCCUGCAAGAGCUUCGAUGCCGACGCCGACGGCUUCGCGCGGGGCGAGGGGGUGUCGGCCAUCUACGUCAAGAAGCUGUCCGACGCGGUGAGGGAUGGCGACCCGAUCCGCGCCGUCAUCCGCUCCACCUGCGUCGCCGGCAACGGCAGGACGCCGGGGUUGACGACGCCGAACCCCGUGAUCCACGAGAAGCUGAUAAGGAGGGGGCACGAGAUCGCCGGCAUCGCCGACUUGUCCAAGACCGCCAUGGUCGAGUGCCACGGCACCGGAACCCCUGUUGGAGACCCGUUGGAAGUGAGUGCCGUUGCCAACAUCUGGGGUCAGGAUGGAAUCUACAUCGGAUCGGUAAAACCAAACCUCGGCCACGCCGAAGGAGCGUCGGGCCUCUCGAGCAUCAUCAAGAUGGUUCUGGCGUUGGAAAACUCAACGAUCCCGCCCAACAUCAACUUCAAAACGCCCAACCCAAGAAUCCCAUGGGAAAGCGCCAAGCUCAAAGUCCCGACAGAGGCUCUGCCUUGGCCGACCGACAGGCUUGAAAGAGUCUCGGUCAACAGCUUUGGCAUCGGCGGCUCCAACGCCCACGUCCUGCUCGAGUCAGCUGCUUGCUUCGGCCUCCCUCCCCCAGCAGCAAAGCUUACGAACGGAACCAAGCACGGUGCUCUCAACCAACGCUUGCUGGUGUUAUCUGCCACGAACCCGGAUUCAGUCCACGCCCUGAGCAAGAACGUCGGGGAGUACCUGAGCCAGUCUCCCGAGAGCUUACACGAUGUAGCAUACUCACUGGCCUCGCGCCGGGAAGCCCACACGCAUCGCGCGUUCUGUGUGACGGAUGGCAACACCCCGCUGAAGAUGUCCCCGGUCACGAAGCCGAGGAGCCCACCGCCCGAAAUGGUUUGGGUCUUCACCGGCCAAGGGGCGCAAUGGGCGCAGAUGGGCAAGGAGCUCGUGGAACAGGAGCCCCUGUUCCAACAACGGAUCAACGCUCUGGACAAGGUUCUCGCCGGCCUCUCGGAGCCUCCGCCCUGGACGUUGAAGGAGAUACUUCUGGCCCCGAAAGACGAGAGUCGGCUGUCCGAGGCCGAGUACUCGCAGCCGUGCCUUGUCGCCAUCCAAGUCGCCCUCGUCGACCUGCUCCGCUCCUGGGGCGUCGCGCCGAGCGCGGUCGUCGGGCACUCGUCUGGGGAGACGGCCGCCGCGUACGCGAGCGGCGCCAUCACGGCCGAGGAGGCGAUCCUCAUCGCCUACCACCGCGGCCAGAUCACCCGCAUCAUCAAGGCGGCCCACGAGGGAGGCAUGGCGGCCGUGGGGCUCGGCCGGACGCAGGUCGAGCGGUUCCUGCGGCCCGGGGUCAUUGUCGGGUGCGAGAACUCGCCGUCCAACGUGACCCUCUCGGGCGAGGCCGAUGUUCUGCAGGAGAUUCUGCGGGAGAUUCGGUCGAGACACCCGGAGAUAGUUGCAAGGAGCCUCCGCGUAGAGUGCGGUUAUCACUCUCAACAUAUGGAGAGCGCGGCCGGUGAUUUUACAUCGCGUUUAGAGGGAUUGUCGCUACAGAACAAAAACCCACGCGUCCCGUUCUACUCCUCAGUCACCGGCGUGAAGAACACCGACAUGUCCCACUUGUACUGGGUGCGAAACGUCGUCUCGCCCGUCCUAUUCAGCACCGCAGUCCAAGCGGUCCUGGAUGACUUCAAGUCGCCCGUCUUCGUCGAGCUCGGCCCGCACUCGGCCCUCGCCGGACCUCUCCGCCAGAUCAUGCAGGUCAAGAACAGGACGACGGCCUUGUACGUCCCGACCUUGGUGCGCAACCAGGACGCAGUCAGCACUGUUCUGACCGCGGCGGGCGAGCUCUGGUCGGCCGGCGCCGAAAUCGACAUUGCGGCCGUCAACCCCGCCGGCGCGUUUCUGACGGACUUGCCCACGUACCCGUGGCAUCACAAGGAGGAGUUCUGGCUCGAGGGUAGACUGCCUCGCAGUUGGCGUUUCCGACCGUUUGCCCACCACGAGCUCCUCGGCUCGCGAGUCGAAGAGAUUUCGGACGCGUGCCCCGCCUGGAGAUGCAACCUCCGCCUGCAAGAUGUCCCGUGGCUCCGGGACCACGUCGUCGGAGACGACACCGUCUUCCCUGCGUCGGGGUUCAUCUCCAUGGUCGGGGAGGCCCUGAGACAGCUCACGGGAUCCGUCGACUUCACCCUGAACCAGGUCUCCCUCGAGGCCGUUUUGGCGCUCGGCGACAAGGCGGUCGAGCUCGUGACGGUUCUCAACCCGGCGGCGACAUCGAGACCACAACAGGGCCAGCCGGCAACCUACGACUUCUCGAUAUCAUCGCUCAGCGAGGGAAGCGAGUUAUGGAUCAAGCACGUCUCCGGCCACUGCAGAGCCGGCGGCUCCGAUCGGAAACACGUCUCCCCCGAGAUGCCCGCCCUUCCGCUUCCGCGCCGAGUCUCGGUAACGUCGUUCUACAACACCUGGAGGAGAUUCGGGCUGAACUACGGCACCGCCUUCCGCGGCCUCUCCAGCGCCAGCUCCCACGUCUCUGAGCGGAGGGCCGUUGCGACCCUCGACGAUAAGCACUCGGCGUACGGAGACGCGGUCUAUGCGGUCCAUCCAGCGACCCUGGAUGCGAGCAUGCACGUGGCCAUCAUCGCCGGCUGCCAGGGUCUGGAGCGAAAUUUCAAGAGGCUGGAGGUGCCCAAGUUCUUCCAGGAGAUCUAUGUCCGAAAGCCCACGGGAUCGAUCCAGGUCGUCGCGAGCGCCGGGGCCCCGGAACAGGUCGCCGCCUCUGCGGCCAACGUCGUCGGCGUCUCUGGGGGAGAAGUCGUCAUCGACAUCUCCGGGCUGCAAGUCCGCGCCGUCGACAACAGAAGCAGCAGCAGAAGCUUCGACGAGGGGGAGGAAGAGGACACGCACGCCGGCGUCGUCCUGGAGUGGAAGCCUGACAUCGACUUCGCCAGCCCCGCGCAGCUGUUGCGCCGGCGCCGCGCGGACGCCCGCUCGCAGGUGCUCGACGAGCUGGUGCUGGCCUGCAUCGUCGACCUACGGGCCCAGCUCCAGUUCCUCCCCGCCACGCAGCCGCACCUGGUCGGCUUCAAGAGCUGGCUCGACGCGUCGUACAGGGAGGCCAUGACGGGGCAGUACCCCGAGAUGCCCGGGUCGUUCGAGAUCGCGACCAUGGGCCACAAGAAGCGGCACGAAUUCUUAUUGAAGACGCUCGAGGCCUGCAAGAACGCCGCCGGCGCCGACGCCGGCGCCGCCGUCUCGGACAUGGCCCACGCCGUCUACCGGGUCCAGUGCUUCGGCGCGGGCUGCUUCUCGGGCUCGCCGCACGCCGUCAAGAUGCUGACGCAGCCCGAUCACUUCGCCGCGUCUCUCAGGUUGAUCGACGACGUGGACCUUUCCGACUUCCUCCGGCUCAUGCGGCACAAGAAGCCGAACAUGAGCAUCCUGCACAUCGAUCCCACGCCCGAGCCCGACGACGUCUCUUCUGUCUUCCUCCCCCCAGGAGGAGACAAACAGACUCGCGGCACCUACGUCUACACCGGUAAGCACGCCAAGCCGGCCCAGCUGAUUGAAAAACGGUUCCGAUCAGCACCGGUCGCCAAGUACAAGCAGCUGGUGAUCGACGAAGACCCCAUGUCCCAAGGAUUCGCAGAGGAGUCGUUCGACCUCAUCAUCUCCCAGCCCACCAUGUCUUCCUUUUCGAUGGACUCGAUCAUCAACAUGCGGAAGCUGCUGAAGCCCCGAGGUCGCCUGGUCCUCCGGCAUACCAACCCGGCCUCCAAGGUCCUCCAGCUGGCCUUUGGCCUCGUUCCCGAGUUCAAUCACGGCGCCGAGUCCCCGGUGCAGCCGGUUGACCUGCGGGAUCAGCUGAGCCGUGCCGGCUUCGACGACGCCUCGGCCGUCACCUUCACCGGAGAACACGGUAGGAUCACCGUGGCCACGCCUUGCCAGUACUCCGCGAGGCCGACGAGGGCGAGCGUCCUUUGCCAAGACCCCAGUCAUCCCGACGUGUCCGGUGUCCUAACGCUACUGCAAUCCCGAGGCUUCGCCCUGCAGUGUUUCUCUCCCGGACAGGAUCUCCCGUGGGGCCAGCCUGUCCUGUGCUUAUUGGAUCUCGAGUCCCCGUUCCUCCACACCAUGGACGCCGCGCGCUGGGAGGGGCUCAAGAAGUCGUUGUUCUCGGCGCAAGACGAGAAGGCGCUGUGGGUGACGGGCGCCUCACAGGUGGGCUGCAGAGACCCCAACUACUCCCUGACGCUGGGCGCCGCACGCAGCGUGCGGCGGGAGCUGUCGAUGGACCUGGCGACCCUCGAGCUGGAGUCCUUCGACGCCGACGGAUGGGACGCCACGGCCGCCGUGUUCGAAUCUUUCGGGGGCCGGGUCGUCGGCGGCGGCGAGAUCGAGCCAGAUACCGAGUACGUCUUUUCCGGCGGGGCGAUCCGGAUCUGUCGGUUCCGCUCGGUCAAGGUCCUGGACGAGCUGAGAGAAGGGCGCGACGACGACGACGUCCCGAAGCAGGUGAAGAUCGCCAAGCCCGGAUUCUUGCAGACGCUACGGUGGGAGGAGACGGAACACGUCAACCUGAGCGGCGACCGUCUCCAGAUUGCGGUACGAGCCGUUGGGCUUAACGUCAAGGAUCUACAUGCUUCGCUGAGUUCAACCUCGAGCGACAUCAACGGCCUUGGCAACUUUGGGCUCGAGGGCAGCGGUGUCGUUGUCGGCGUGGGACCCGAUGCUCGACAGUUCCGCGUCGGUGACCGGGUCGCCUUCAGUCACGACAACGCUCUGUCUACCCUGGCCACGUUGUCCGAGUCGCUCUGUGCAAGGAUGCCAGACACGAUGAGCUUCGAAGAAGCCGCGUCCACGCCAUACUCGUUCGGUACGGCUUUGUACGCGUUGAUGGAACUCGGGAAACUGAACAAGGGCCAGUCCGUAUUGAUUCACUCGGCGUCCGAUGCUCUCGGGGUUGCCGCAAUCCAAGUGGCCAAGAUGAUUGGUGCCGAGAUCUUCUGUACCGUCGAGACCCCGGAACAGGGAAGUUAUCUCGCCGCUUCCUACGGUAUCCCCCAGAACCGCAUACUCAACUGCAAGGACGCUUCUUUCGCUCAAGGAGUCCUCAAAUCGACUGGCGGCGUCGAUGUUGUCUUCAACACGUUGUCCGACUUCAUCCAGGAGUCCUGGAUCUGCGUCGCGCCGCUGGGCACCCUGGUUCAUGUUGUCCAGGAUACGACGACCCGGCCAGCGAUUCAUCUCCUCCAUAUGGAUCUUUCGAGUAGCAAUCGGACGUUCGUAACCGUCGACUUGGAUGAUCUGAGGGUUCAACGGCCGCGGGAAUGCACUCGCCUUUUGGAGCAAGCUUUCACACUCACCAGGUUCGGCCUCAACAAGCCCGAGUCAGCGAUCAAGACCUUCCCGGCGUCCGAUGUUUCGUCGGCAUUCCAGCAUCUCCGAUCCCCCAAGCGCAUCGGACGGGUUGUCGUGACCAUGCCCGACAGCAGCGGAGAGCUACAAGCGCGUCCCAUGCGCUCGAAGAUGGUCCUCCGUCCGGACAGGACUUACAUCAUCGUCGGCGGCGUCGGGGGCCUUGGCCAGGCCACUGCUCGGUUCCUCGUCGAGAGGGGGGCUCGCAACCUGAUAUUCUUCUCGAGGUCGGCCGAGGAGUUCGCAAAAGGCCAUCCGGAGUACUUUGGCGAACUCGAGUUCCUCGGCUGCAAGGCCCAAGCGGUUUCUGGCAGCGUCGACGACAUGGCCGAUGUGGUUAAGAUGGUCAACACUUCGACCACUCCGGUUGGCGGCAUAUUACACGCAGCCAUGGUACUCCAGGACAUGAACCUCGCCGACAUGACCUUGGAGCAGUGGCAAGCCACCGUAUCUCCAAAGGUGCAGGGGACGUGGAACCUCCACUACGCCCUCCAGGCCCAGAGCGAGCCUCUCGACUUCUUCUUCCUCUUCAGCUCCCUGUCCGGGCUGGGCGGCCAGAUCGGCCAGGCGAACUACGCCGCGGCCAACGCCUUCCUCGACGCCUUCGUGCAGUACCGCCACGCCCAGGGCCUCGCGUGCUCCGUCCUCGACAUUGGCAUCAUGGAGGACAUUGGCGUCCUCGCGAGAGAGACGAACCGCCUGGAGGCCCUGCGCACCAUGUCGCAGCACUGCCUCCACGAGCAGGACCUGCUCGAUGCCAUGGAACUGAUGAUCAAGCGGUCGGGCGGCAGCCGUGAGAACGAGGGUGGACGAAGCAGUGGUCCAGCGGAUGGGUAUACGAACCCGAGCCAACUGGCCAUCGGUAUGAGAUACUCUCCGUCAACAACGAGCAGUCACCGGUCCGGGUGGCAGCGGGACCCACGAUCUCUGUUUCUGGCGGACCCGUCGACGUUUGCCGGCCAGCUCCCCGACGACUCUCACGAGGCGGACAGCAGCAGCAGCAGCACCCUGAAGGAGUUUCUCCAGAGCUGCUCCUCGGACCCGGCGAGGCUGUCGUCCGACGAGGCGAGGGAGUUCCUGGCGCGGGAGAUCGGCGGGACCCUGCGGGGGUUCAUGAUGCGGCAGGACGAGGAGAUCGACCUGUCGCUGCCGCUGCAGACGGACUCGUUGGUGACGGUGGAGCUACGCAACUGGUUCCGGCAGAAGGUGGGCGUCGCCUUCACCGUUCUCGAGCUGCGGAGUGCCGACAGCAUUCGGGCGCUGGGCGGGUUGACGGCCGCGAGACUCGCUGCUGUACACGCAGCGGAGGGUUAG
Messenger RNA from Colletotrichum destructivum, 7461 nucleotides. RefSeq names its product Putative Acyl transferase domain superfamily, GroES-like superfamily, alcohol dehydrogenase. The transcript is spliced from 13 exons. Lineage: Eukaryota; Fungi; Ascomycota; Sordariomycetes; Glomerellales; Glomerellaceae. Gene Ontology annotation, biological process: fatty acid biosynthetic process; secondary metabolite biosynthetic process. The record is from RefSeq and is a predicted model, not a curated record. Gene Ontology annotation, molecular function: fatty acid synthase activity; oxidoreductase activity. The coding region runs from base 1 to 7461 and encodes 2486 amino acids.